Brassica oleracea var. oleracea is the source of this 709-nucleotide messenger RNA. RefSeq names its product calmodulin-like protein 11. The transcript has 4 exons. The record is from RefSeq and is a predicted model, not a curated record. NCBI's taxonomy places the organism in Eukaryota, Viridiplantae, Streptophyta, Magnoliopsida, Brassicales, Brassicaceae. The coding region runs from base 126 to 548 and encodes 140 amino acids. Gene Ontology annotation, molecular function: enzyme regulator activity; calcium ion binding.
AAGUAAUCGAGUCCAAAGCAGGAGAGUAGACAGCAAAGACUUCUACAAAUAUGAAAGCAGAAUGAGAGUUGAAGACUUGAAGCAUUUCAAAGACACAACAACAAGAACUGACGCAAGAACAGAUAAUGGAGUUUAAAGAGGCAUUUUGUCUGUUUGACAAAGAUGGUGAUGGUUGCAUCACUGCUGAUGAACUUGCCACUGUGAUCCGGUCGUUGGACCAGAAUCCGACCGAACAAGAACUUCAAGAUAUGAUCAAUGAGAUCGACUCUGAUGGUAACGGAACCAUCGAAUUCUCUGAGUUCCUCAACCUCAUGGCCAACAAAAUCCAGGAAACUGAUGCAGAUGAGGAGCUGAAAGAAGCAUUCAAAGUGUUUGACAAAGACCAAAAUGGCUACAUCUCUGCCAGUGAGUUGAGACAUGUAAUGAUCAGUCUUGGGGAGAAGCUUACAGAUGAAGAGGUUGAUCAAAUGAUAAAGGAGGCAGAUUUAGACGGUGAUGGUCAAGUCAAUUAUGAUGAAUUUGUGAGGAUGAUGAUGGCCAGUGGUUAAUGUAUUUUACCCGUUAAUGUAUGAUCUUUAUAUAAUUUGUUUAUCUUUUUAUCUUCUUCAGAAUACUAUAUUUCACUUUCCUAUUAAAUUAAACUAAGUUAUUUGUAUUCGAUUUUUUUUGUAUUAACAUGUAUGGCUGGCAAUAAUCACUAUUUCAUUUU